AAAAUACAUCAGUUUAUUAUAGAAUACUACCCUACUUACUAUAGAAUUCACAUAGUUGAGGUGUGGCUUGGGAGACUUCAGAGGGAUCCAGGAAGAAACUAACUCGGGUUAGCCAGAGGCAGAUGCAGAACGGAACAGAAGCGGCUGAGGAAGUUCGUCUCAGAGAGAGUAAGAGAGCUGAGGAAACUACUGUAGAGAGAGACAUGGCAGACACAGAAAACGAGUCAAAAUCCAAACCAGACCAGAAACUCUGCUGCACUGUGUGUUCCAGUGCUCUCAAUAAGGAUAAGCCCGCUACCUGUGGCCACUCAGUCUGUGCCUCUUGCUUGGGGAAGAAAGGUAAAGGCUGUCCUCAGUGUCUACAGAGCUCUGGCAAGCCUGAAACUGCACCUGUGGAACAGAAUGGAACGUUGAAUGGAAUGGUGGCCGAGUCUCCACCGGUGAUCAAAACCAAAAACCAAAAAUAUGAAAAGGACAUAGAAGCCCAGGAUUCAAAGACCGCAGAGGAAACAAUGAUACAGGAAAACCUGAAGGAAGCAGAGGACCCUAAAAAAACAGAGGAAGAGAAAAGGAAAGAGAAAGAGAGUGACCCUCCACAGCCUGCAGAGGAAGUGAACGACGAUGGGGUGAACAAGAAAUCAAAGGAAGAGAAAUCUAAAGAAGAGAACGCAAAGGAAGAAGAGAAGGCAAACGAAGAAGAGGUCAAGGAAGAGGUGAAAGUAGAGCUGUUGGGACUCGAUGAUGUUGUGUGUGACUCAUGUAUGGAGACGAGCCCGUGCAUGGCCCUAAAGUCGUGCCACACCUGCCUUGUGUCCUACUGCGAGGCCCACCUCAGGCCCCACCUGGAGAACCCCAAGUUCCAGAACCACCGUCUGGUGGAGCCGCUGAGGGACAUCGAGAGACGGACCUGUGAAAUUCACAAAUGGCCCCUGGAGCUGUUCUGCUGUUCUGAUGCUGUGUGUGUCUGUCAGGACUGUGUGACAGAAGACCACAGGGGACAUAACACUGUUCCUGUGUUAGAGGCGCGCAAAACCAUAGAGAGGGAACUACGAGAUAAACAAACAGAGAUGGUGAAGACAGUUGCGGCAGCAGAGAAUGCCAUCAACCAACUCCAACUCAACACGGUUUCCUUUGAGAAUUCAGUGACGGAGGUCCGUGAGGUGAUUGACAGCCAGUUUAUGGACCUGCAGGCUGCGGUGGAGCGGGCCAAGAGAGAGGUGACAGAGAUCCUGGAGGGAGAGGAGAAGCAGGCUCUCAGACAGACCGAGGGGAUCAAGGUACACCUGGAGCAGAAGUGCACUGAGCUGAAGAAGACACAAGAGUAUUUGAAAAAGCUCUCGAAGAACAAGAACGACGUGGACUUCCUACAAGAGUACUCUAAGUGGAAGAAGGACAGCCCUGACAUUACCCUACCUGGGGUCUACAUCGGCCUCAUGGACCGGCUCAACUCCUUCAGUAGAGUGAUUGUUACCUCCACACAGGAGCUGUGUGAGAAGCUGCUGUCCAAUUACAUAGAGACACUCAAAGAGACCUGCAAAAAUGACAAGAUGGGGAUAAAAACCACAGUCCAUGAAAUAAUCGCAGCCAAACAGAACAUGACUGUGCCAGACCCAAAGACGCGGGAUGACUUCCUAAAGUAUGCCGCGCUUGUGAGUUUUGACGCAGACACGGCCCAUAAGUUCCUGCGUCUGACUGAGGAGAACAGGAAGGUGACCAACACCACACCCUGGCAGCACCCGUACCCCGAUGUCCCUGAGCGCUUUGAGAACUGGCGCCAGGUACUGGCCACAGAGAGCUUCUAUGUCGGUCGACACUACUUCGAGGUGGACGUGAGCGGUGAGGGCACGCAUGUCGGACUCACCUACAAGAGCAUCGAUCGCAAGGGCCCAAAGAACAACAGCUGCAUUACCGGCAAUGACUUCUCAUGGUGUCUACAAUGGAAUGGCCGCAGCUUCUCUGCCUGGCACAGUGAUGUGGAGACGCCUCUGAAAGUGGAGAAGUUCACACGUAUUGGGGUCUAUGUGGAAUUCAGCUGUGGCCUACUGGCCUUCUAUGGGGUGGAUGAUGCUGUCGGCAUGACCCUCAUUCACAAAUACAAGGCUGACUUUCUGGAGCCCCUCUACCCAGCCUUCUGGCUGUCGAAGAAGGAGAACGUGAUAGAGCUUGUUGGACCUGGGGAGUCGCUGACACUGAAAAGCCUCUCUCCUCCUAACUCACCCCCAAACACCGAUGUUGCACCCCCCAGCCGUUUCACAGUAUCUUCUGUUGUUGAUCAAUGAUCAAUUUGUCAGUGGUAAAUUUCCCCUGUCAAUCAUAAAAAGUUUCAGAAUGCAAGAAGAAAUGGAAAAGGAAACGCAUCAGCCGGCCCCAUACUUGUACUUAUACUUAUGUGAAUAUUUCUGGUUUUAUUUUUAAUACAUUUGCAAAUAUUUCCAAAACCUGUUUUUCGCUUUGUCAUUAUGGGGUAUUGUGUGUAGAUUGUUGAGGGGAAUUUUCUAUUUAAUCAAUUUCAGAAUAAGGCUGUAAUGUUACAAAAUGUGGGAAAGUUAAGGGGUCUGAAUACCUUCCGAAUGCACUGUAUAUCCCAAUAAGGUGACAAGAAACCUCACUAGAUUUAUAAAUUAUUUUCUAAAUACAAGUGGAAUAUUUUGUUAUAUAUAGAGUACCAGUCAAAAGUUUGUUUUUUCUUUAUUUUUUCUACAUUGCAGAAAAGUGUUAAACAAAUUGAAAUAUAUUUUAGAUUUUAGAUUCUUCAAAGCAGCCACCCUUUGCCUUGAUGACAGCUUUGCACACUCUUGGCAUUCUCUCAACCAGCUUCAUGAGGUAAUCACCUGGAAUGCAUUUAAAUUAACAUGUGUGCCUUUUUUUAAAUUAAUUUGUGGAAUUGCUUUCCUUCUUAAUGCGUUUGAGCCAAGUCAGUUGUGUUGUGACAAGGUAGAGGUGGUAUACAGAAGAUAGCCCUAUUUGCUAAAAGACCAAGUCCAUAUUAUGGCAAGAACAGCUCAAAUAAGCAAAGAGAAACGACAGUCCAUCAAUACUUUAAGACAUGAAGGUCAGUCAAUAUGGAACAUUCCAAGAACUUUGAGUGUUUCUUCACGUGCAAUCGCAAAAACCAUCAAGCACUAUGAUGAAACUGGCUCUCAUGAGGACUGCCACAGGAAAGGAAGACCCAGAGUUACCUCUGCUGUAGAGGUUACGUUCAUUAAAGUUACCAGCCUCAGAAAUUGCAGCCGAAAUAAAUGCUUCACAGAGUUAAAAUAACAUCAUCAACAUCAACUGUUCAGUGGAGACUGUGUGAAUCAGGCAUUCAUGGUUGAAUUGCUGCAAAGACACAACUACUAAAGGACAGCAAUAAGAAGAGACUUGCUUGGGACAAAAAACAUGACCAAUGGACUUUAAACCGGUGGAAAUCUGUCUUUUGGGCCAAAGUGAGUACAAUUUUUUUAUUUUUAGUUCCAACCGCUGUGUCUUUGUGAGAUGCAGAGUAGGUGAACGGAUGAUCUCAGCAUGUGUGGUUCCCACCGUGAAGCGAGGCGGAGGAGGUGUGAUGGUGUGUGGGUGCUUUGCUCGUGACACUGUCAGUGAUUCAUUUAGAAUUCAAGGCACACUAACAACAAAGUGCUCAGCAUAUGUGGGAACUCCUUGAAGACUGUUGUAAAAGCAUUCCAGGUUAAGCUGGUUGAGAGAAUGCCAAGAGCAUGCAAAGUUGUCAAAGGCAAGGGGUUGAAGAAAGGCAAGGGGUUGAAGAAUCUAAAAUAUUAAAUAUAUUUUUAUUUGUUUAAAACGUCUUUGGUUACUACAUGAUUCCAGAUGUGUUAUUUAGUUUUGAUGUCCUCAAUAUUAUAAUACAAUGUAGAAAAUACAAAAUCAUCACAUCCCCAGUGGGUCAGAGGUUUACAUACAUUCAAUUAGUAUUUGGUAGCAUUGCCUUUAAAUUGUUUAACUUGGGUCAAACGUUUCAGGUAGCCUUCCACAAGCUUCCCACAAUAAGUUGGGUGAAUUUUGGCCCAUUCCUCCUGACAGAGCUUGUGUAACUGAGUCAGGGUUUGUAGACCUCCUUGCUCGCACACGCUUUUUCAGUUCUGCCCACAAAUUUUCUAUAAGAUUGAGGUCAGGGCUUUGUGAUGGCCGCUCCAAUACCUUGACUUUGUUGUCCUUAAGCCAUUUUGCCACAACUUUGGAAGCAUGCUUGGGGUCAUUGUCCAUUUGGAAGACCCAUUUGCGACCAAGCUUUAACUUCCUGACUGAUGUCUUGAGAUUUUGCUUAAAUAUAUCCCCAUAAUUUUCCUCCCUCAUGACGCCAUCUAUUUUGUGAAGUGCACCAAUCCCUCCUGCAGCAAAGCACCCCCACAACAUGAUGCCCCCGUGCUUCACGGUUGGGAUGGUGUUCUUCGGCUUGCAAGCCUCGCCCUUUUUCCUCCAAACAUAACGAUAGUCAUUAUGGCCAAACAGUUCUAUUUUUGUUUCAUCAGACCAGAGGACAUUUCUCCAAAAAGUAUGAUCUUUGUCCCCAUGUGCAGUUGCAAACCGUAGUCAGGCUUUUUAUGGCGGUUGUUUCUUUUUAGUGGCUUCUUCCUUGCUGAGCAGCCUUUCAGGUUAUGUCGAUAUAGGACUCGUUUUACUGUGGAUAUAGAUACUUUUCUACCUGUUUCCUCCAGCAUCUUCACAAGGUCCUUUGCUGUUGUUCUGGGAUUGAUUUGCACUUUUCGCGCCAAAGUACGCUCAUCUCUAGGAGACAAAAUGCAUCCCCUUCCUAGGCGGUAUGACGGCUGCGUGGUCCCAUGGUGUUUAUACUUGCAUACUUUUGUUUGUACAGAUGAACGUGGUAACUUCAGCCGUUUGGAAAUUCCUCCCAAGGAUGAACCAGACUUGUGGAUGUCUACAAUUUUUAUUCUGAGGUCUUGGCUGAUUUCUUUUGAUUUUCCUAUGAUGUCAAGCAAAGAGGCACUGAUUUUGAAGGUAGGCCUUGAAAUACAUCCACAGGUACACCUCCAAUUGACUCACAUUAUGUCAAUUAGCCUAUCAGAAGCUUCUAAAGCCGUGACAUCAUUUUCGGGAAUUUUCCAAGCUGUUUAAAAGCAAAGUCAAUUUAGUGUAUGUAAACUUCUGACCCACUGGAAUUGUGAUACAGUGAAUUAUAAGUGAAAUAAUCUGUCUGUAAACAAUUGUUGGAAAAAUGACUUGUGUCAUGCACAAAGUACUUUUAAUGACUCCAACCGACUUUUAAUGACUCCAACCUAAGUGUAUGUAAACUUCCGACUUCAAUUGUAUAUACACAGUGCAUUUGGAAAGUACACACAAUACCCCACAAUGACAAAGCAAAAACACAUUUUUACACAUUUUUGCAAAUGCAUUAAAAAUAAAAAACGGAAAUAUCACAUUUACAAAAAAUAUUGAGAUUCUUUACUCUGUACUUUGUUGAAGCACCUUUGUCAGCGAUUACAGCCUCGAGUCUUCUUGGGUAUGAGGGUACAAGCUUGGCACACCUGUAUUUGGGGAGUUUCUCCCAUUCUUCUUUGCAGAUCCUCUCAAGCUCUGUCAGGUUGGAUGGGGAGCGUCGCAGCACAGCUAUUUUCAGGUUUCUCCAGAGAUGUUUGAUUGGGUUCAAGUCCGGGCUCUAGCUGGGCCACUCAUGGAUAUUUAGAGAAUUGCCCCGAAGCCACUUCUGCAUUGUCUUGGCUGUAUGCUUAGGGUCAUUGUACUGUUGGAAGGUGGACCGUCUCCUCAGUCUGAGGUCCUGAGCGCUCUGGAGCAGGUUUUCAUCAAGGAUCUCUCUGUACUUUGUUCCGUUAUUCUUUCCCUCGAUCCUGACUAGUCUCCCAGUCCAUGACGCUGAAAAACAUCCCCACAGGAUGUUGCUGCCACCACCAUGUUUCACUGUAGGAAUGGUGCCAUGUUUUUUCCAGACAUGACGCUUGGCAGUCAGGUCAACGAGUUCAAUCUUGGUUUCAUCAGACCAGAGAAUCUUGUUUCUCAUGGUCAGAUUCCUUUAGGUGCCUUUUAGCAAACUCCAAGCUGGCUGUCAUGUGCCUUUUACUGAGGAGUGGCUUCCGUCUGGCCACUCUACCGUAAAGGCCUGAUUGGUGGAGUGCUGCAGAGAUGGUUGUCCUUCUGGAAGAUUCUCCCAUUUCCAAAGCGGAACUAUACACAAAAGCGGAACCCCCCACAGUGGGGUCUGAAAUUAUUGACACCCUUGAUAAAGAUGAGCAAUAAUUACUCUAUAAAAUAAUGAAUUCAAAUACUGAGCUAUAUUGUACGUUACAUUUUUGGGGGAAUUGUAUAAUUUUCUACUAAUUCAAUUGGUUAGAGAAUGAGAUUUUGUUUAUCAAGUAAUAUAUUUUCCUCUCAAAAAGAUAGGGGUAAAAAAUUGACACCCUUAAAGAUUCUCAUAAAUAAAGUUGUCAAAAGUUGAGUAUUUCAUCCCAUAUUCCUAGCACGCAAUGACUACAUCAAGCUUGUGACUCUACAAACUUGUUGGAUGUAUUUGCAGUUAAUUUUGAUUGUGUUUCAGAUUAUUUUGUGCCCAACAGAAAUUAAUGAUAAAUAAUGUAUUGUGAUUUUUUUUGGUGACUUUUAUUAUAAAUAAGAAUCAAAUAUGUGGAUGCUACCAUAACAAUGGAUAUAAUAAUCCAUAUAUAUAAUCAUGGAUAUUCCUGAGUGAAUCGUGAAUAAUGAUGAGUGAGAAAGUUACAGAGGUUCAAAGAUCACACCACCAAGACAUGCUAACCUCUCACCACUACCAAUAACAGAGGUCAUGUCUUGAGGGUAUUAUUUUUUGGGGGGAGCAUACAAAUAGUUCAGUAUUUGAAUGAUUUAUUUUAUAGUCAUUCUUGCUCAUCUUUAUCAAGGGUGUCAAUUUCGGACCCCACUUUAUAUAUAUAUAUUGUUUUUUCUUAUUCUUGCUGUGUUAUUAUGCAUGGGUAAUCUUGGUAUAAUGGCAAUGUUUAGGUUACUUCUAAUGUGAUGGGUGACUUUUUAUUUCAGUGUUUUUGUUUAAAUAUAAUGCUAAGGAGUUGUGAUACCAUGACUCUGUUUAAAUUGUGGACUUUUUCGGUAAACUUUGGGACUGCUUUUGCUGUUCACUAUGUACUGUGACUUUGCAAUG
Messenger RNA from Salvelinus fontinalis (brook trout), 7105 nucleotides. RefSeq names its product tripartite motif-containing protein 16-like. Gene Ontology annotation, molecular function: protein binding; zinc ion binding. Lineage: Eukaryota; Metazoa; Chordata; Actinopteri; Salmoniformes; Salmonidae. The record is from RefSeq and is a predicted model, not a curated record.